AUGCGUGCAUUACAUUUCUUUGCUGCUUCUCCUGUGGUGCUCUCUCUCUUUUUUUUUUUUUUUUCUCUCCCCAUCGCGGCGGUUUAUUUUAUUUUCUGUGGUUUAUUUUGGGGUGGGUGGGGGGAGCCAUACAAAAGAGGAUCCGGUGAGGAGUUUGUGAUGGGCAAGCGACAGCGGGAUGCCGAAGCGGAAGCGGCGGCAGUUCGGCAUGCCAUUGAGUUGAUAUGCCAACGCCCCGUGAAGGAUACGGAGGUGAAAGCGGUCACACUGACGCCCCUUGAGAAGCAGGUGGUUUCUCUCAAGGAAUCUCUACCGCCCGAUGUGGUGCUGAUGGUUGCGUGCGGUUAUCGUGUAAAGUUCUACGGCCGCGAUAGCCGCGUGGCGAGCCGUCGUUUUGGUAUCAUGUGCGUUGGUACCACCCCGUUCGAGUCGAGCAGUGUACCGUAUGUGCGAGUAAACCUGUACGUUCACCGCCUUGUGGCCAUGGGUUACCGGGUGGCGUUUGCUGACCAAGAAAACGCUUCCAUUCGCGCAAACAGUGGGACCGCGAAGGGUAUUUUUACCCGAGAAAUCACACGUGUGUGCAGCCGAGGAACACUACUCCCGUCCGAGGUGAUUGGUGUCGCUAACCCGGCGAAGACGACAAAUUCAAAUGGUGUUUCGUCUGUGGAUACGGCAGAUGUCGCAGAAGCCGGGGCGGAGGAUGACGAAGCGGAACCAGAAGGAGUGAAUUUUCCCAUGAAGGAAGAAUCAUCCGAGUUGUUCAUGUGUUUUAUAAAGGCACCAUCGCCAUCAUCAUUGCCGGCAGCAGCAGGAGCUCCCGCGAUGAAUGUCACACUUGUCAGCUUUGUUACUUACGCCGUGACACGCCACCGCAUUGCAUCGGAGGUGGAACUCUUGGACGUGUUGCACCGCUACGACAUUGUGGAGGUGAUUCUUCUCUGCGAGCCCCCCCAAGGGGAGAAUGCGAAUGACAAAUUAUUGUCGCCCAAAUCCUCCCCGCUGCGGUGCUUGCCGGAAGUGUACGCCUCUUGUUUGAAUGAAGUGCUGCCGCUGCACUUUGGCC
Trypanosoma cruzi is the source of this 1066-nucleotide messenger RNA. Its product is annotated as mismatch repair protein MSH3, putative. The transcript has a single exon. Lineage: Eukaryota; Euglenozoa; Kinetoplastea; Trypanosomatida; Trypanosomatidae. The record is from RefSeq and is a predicted model, not a curated record. Gene Ontology annotation, biological process: mismatch repair. The annotation marks the transcript as partial. Gene Ontology annotation, molecular function: ATP binding; mismatched DNA binding.